Molecule: messenger RNA, 453 nt
Organism: Hepatospora eriocheir
Lineage: Eukaryota; Fungi; Microsporidia; Hepatosporidae
Source: the annotation of a GenBank genome assembly
AUGAGAAAUAAUUACAUCAAUCUAGUUAUUGAAACUGCUUUAAAUGAGGCAGAAAUUGCCUUACUAGAAGGGGAAGUUCCAGUCAGUUGUGUUAUGAAAUUUGGAAAUAUUAUCAUUAAAACACAUAACACAACAAAUAAAUCAUGUGAUCCACUAAAACACUGUGAAUUAGAUGCUAUAAGAGAAUAUCAAAGAUUUCACAUGUCAAAUACAAAUGACAUAAUUAUGUUUAUUACAUUAGAACCUUGCACUAUGUGUUGUCGAAUUAUAACUGAUUUUAAAGAACGUUUCAUUAAGUGUAAUUUAAAACUCUUUUUUGGUGUUUAUAACGAUAUUUUUGGAAAUUUAAAAAUAACAGGUAAUACCUUUGGAGAGUGUAUUUAUGAUGAAAGAUGUAUAGAAAUUAUAAAAAGAUUUUAUGAACAGCAAAAUCCUAAUACUGUUAAUAUUUAA